Molecule: messenger RNA, 2647 nt
Organism: Tachysurus fulvidraco (yellow catfish)
Lineage: Eukaryota; Metazoa; Chordata; Actinopteri; Siluriformes; Bagridae
Gene: pla2g6
Product: phospholipase A2, group VI (cytosolic, calcium-independent)
Exons: 18
Coding region: 147-2597 (816 amino acids)
Biological process (GO): positive regulation of ceramide biosynthetic process; cardiolipin acyl-chain remodeling
Cellular component (GO): mitochondrion
Molecular function (GO): protein binding
Source: RefSeq, a predicted model, not a curated record
UCAGCUCACACGAAGGCGGGACGUGUUCCUUGGCUCUGAUUGGUUCUGUUACACGUCCUUCAAGCGUCUCAACCCUGUCAGUUCGGCUCAUCCAGCAAAGGUUAAUCUGGAGCGGAUGAAGCCGUGGCUUUAACUCUGAGGUCAGAAUGCAGUUCCUGGGCCGCAUCAUUGGGACGGUGAGCAGCGUGUUCACCAACCCGUACCGAGUUAGGGAGGUCCAGCUGUCGGAGUAUAAGAAUAAAGUGAAGAUGAAGCAGGAUGGGAGGACGCUGUUGUACAGGGACUCUUCGUCCCAAGCCUGGGAUUGUGUCCUCGUCAUGCCUGACAAUACAGUAGCACUGAGGUUGUUCCAAGUGACGUCGGAGGAAGACGCUGCGAACUGGUUUCCUCAGUAUGCCCUCAAGCUCCGCCCCUUUUACGAAACUCUCCGCCCGCCUCUCAAACCCGAGACGCUCCAACAGAUAGUCGAUAGUCUACGGAACCACCCGGACUGGAGCUCCGCCCACAUCGCCGUAUACACCGGCUUUCGGGACUGCCUGAAGCACAACCACGUUUUGAGUCAGAUGAACGUGCGGGAUUCUCAGGGCCAGACGCCACUGCACCUGGCAUGUGAACGCGGUGAGGUGAGCUGCGUGCGAGAGCUGUUAGAGGAAUGCCAGGCUCGCACCGACAUCCGAGAUAAGAACGGUGACACGCCCAUGCACUGUGCGGCCAAGCAGGACUCUGCCGUCAUCGUGGAGGUGCUGUGCUCUCAGCUCUGUCCCGGUGUGAACGAGCUGAACCUGGUCGGAGAGACGCCGCUGCAUGUCGCAUGCCGUUUGGGAAAGACUGAGACUGCCAGGGCGCUGAUGGGAGGUGGAGCUCAAACCAACAUCGUCGGGGGCUCUGGCUAUCCAAUACACACAGCCAUGAAGUACAGCUCCAGGGGCUGUGCCGAGGUCAUCCUAGCUGAUGAUUUAAGUCAGCUGCAGGCUGAGGACCCGGUGUAUGGAGGAACCCCUCUCCACUGGGCCAAGACUGCCGAAAUGACUCGCCUGCUGCUGGACCACGGUUGUGGCGUGAACUAUCUCAGCAAAACCGGUGACAGUCCAUUACACAUCCUGUGCAAGAGGGAGCGCUACGAGGCUGCCAUGACCCUGCUGACCCACGGGGCCGACCCCAACCUCAAGGGCGAGAACGGGAACACGGCUCUGCACCUAGCCAUGAAGCAGCUGGACAACAUUGACCUGAUAAAAGCACUCAUUGUGUUUGGAGCUGACCUGGAGAUCCACAACGACCUGGGAGAGUCGCCGGGUCUGAUCGCAGCUCGCACCAGCAAGGGCUCCAACCGUAAGGUGUUGCUGAAGAUGCUGCAAUGCGUCGGGGUCGAGCGAUGUCACCCCCCCUCCACCGACUUCCUAACCCCCAUCAACAACAGAGCCCCUCCCCCAUCCAUAGGGUUUAACGACCUUGUCCACGCGGCGGCCGCGAUCUCCGCCAUCAGCCGAGGCUACGUAGAAGUGGACGGUCUCAGGACAAGCAAAAACGUGGACAGAUUGCUGUGUCUGGAUGGAGGAGGUAUCAAGGGCCUGGUUCUGAUCCAGAUGCUGAUUGCGUUGGAGAAGGAAGCGGGUCGGCCAGUCCGAGAGCUCUUCGACUGGGUGGCUGGGACCAGCACCGGCGGCAUCCUGGCUCUGGCUGUCACUCACGGUAAAUCAAUGGAGUACCUGCGCUGCCUGUAUUUCCGGAUGAAGGACCAGGUGUUUAAAGGCUCGCGGCCGUACGAGUCAGCACCGCUGGAGGAUUUCCUCAAGCAGGAGUUCGGAGAGGAAACUAAGAUGACUGAUGUCAGACACCCAAAAGUGAUGGUCACUACUGUUUUAGCGGACAGACAUCCCGGGGAGUUGCACUUUUUCAGGAAUUACGACGCCCCUACUAUACCCCGAGACCCUCCAUAUGCUUCCACAACCACUUUCAAACCACUCACCACCCCACAAGGAUGGGAGGAUGAGGAUUUGUUGAUAGUGGGAUACACUCAGGAACCUGUCAGAAAGCGUAGGAAGGUGACGGAUGAAGAGCAGGUUGUGUGGCGCGCGGCCCGGGCCAGCGGUGCAGCCCCCACAUACUUUCGCCCGAUGGGUCGUUUCCUAGACGGUGGGCUGCUGGCAAAUAACCCAACGCUCGACGCCAUGACUGAGAUCCACCAGUACAACAAAUCAUUGAAGGCUCAGGGUCAGGGUGAUGAAGAGUGUCGUCUAGGUGUGGUGGUGUCUUUAGGGACAGGGAAACCUCCACAGGUGCAGGUGAACUCUGUGGACGUGUUUAGACCCUCAAACCCUCUGGAGCUGGCUAAAAGCUUCGUAGGAGUCAAAGAGCUGGGCAAGAUGCUGGUGGACUGUUGCACUGACUCCGAUGGGUGUGCAGUAGAUCGAGCCAGAGCUUGGUGUGAGAUGACUGAUAUAAGCUAUCAAAGGCUGAGUCCCCAGCUCUCGUGCGAGGUCCUUCUGGAUGAAGUGAGUGACUCCGUUCUGGUGAACAUGCUGUGGGAGACGCAGAUGUACCUGUAUGAGAACCGAGAGCUUAUACAAUCCCUCGCACAGCAGCUCCUACGGCCCUGACACACACACACACACGCACACACACACACACACACACACACACACACACA